Messenger RNA from Sinocyclocheilus rhinocerous, 404 nucleotides. RefSeq names its product ribosomal protein, large P2 b (gene rplp2b). The coding region runs from base 19 to 363 and encodes 114 amino acids. Gene Ontology annotation, molecular function: structural constituent of ribosome. The transcript has 5 exons. The record is from RefSeq and is a predicted model, not a curated record. NCBI's taxonomy places the organism in Eukaryota, Metazoa, Chordata, Actinopteri, Cypriniformes, Cyprinidae. Gene Ontology annotation, cellular component: cytosolic large ribosomal subunit; ribosome. Gene Ontology annotation, biological process: cytoplasmic translational elongation.
CUCCCUCUCUCCGCAAAGAUGCGUUACGUAGCUGCUUACCUGCUCGCUGCCCUCGGAGGCAAAGAGAGCCCCAGCACAGGUGACAUCAAGAAGAUCCUGGACAGCGUCGGCGUUGAGGCUGAUGACACCCGGAUGAGCAAGGUUGUGUCUGAGCUCAAUGGCAAAAAUUUGGAGGAAGUGAUUGCCCAAGGUUUCAGUAAGCUGGCCAGCGUGCCGUCCGGAGGAGCUGUAGCUGCUUCCAGUGCUGCCGCUCCAUCCGCUGGAGGAUCUGCUGCCGCCCCUGCAGCGGAGGAGAAGAAAGAAGAGAAGAAAGAGGAGUCUGAAGAAUCCGAAGAUGACAUGGGUUUCGGACUCUUUGACUAAUCUGUCUCCUCGGGACCAAAAUAAAGUUUAUUACAAAAUUA